AUGGUAAAGUCAGUUAACUUUUAUACGGUUUUCAAAAAGUCUAGUCGUGGGAAUUUUGAUCGUGAUUUUGGGGUAGAUGUCGCUGGUUAUGCUGUUAUCGUAAUAGUAUUCGGUACUAUGAUAUCUGGAAAACUAAAGGGUUUUCGCAAAACGAUAGAAGACGUACGUGAAGGAAAGGAGCAUGCAUUAGAGGCCAUCCGUAAAGAUCUGACUUCAAUUCCUUACAUCCCAGAGCUUGCAAAGUUGGAUCAUUUACGUUCCCUAACUCUGUCUCACAAUAAAAUAACGGAAAUACCUCAAGAGAUUUCAUCUUUGCAAACUUUGGAACACCUGAAUCUCUUUAAUAAUUGUAUUGUGGAUAUCUCUCCAAAGAUUGUGGAGUUAACAUAUUUACGAUCCUUAAAUCUUGGGUAG
Messenger RNA from Schistosoma rodhaini, 414 nucleotides. NCBI's taxonomy places the organism in Eukaryota, Metazoa, Platyhelminthes, Trematoda, Strigeidida, Schistosomatidae. The record is from the annotation of a GenBank genome assembly.